This is a messenger RNA of Caenorhabditis elegans, 1458 nucleotides long. RefSeq lists its product as uncharacterized. Lineage: Eukaryota; Metazoa; Nematoda; Chromadorea; Rhabditida; Rhabditidae. The transcript has 3 exons. The record is from RefSeq and is marked reviewed. Bases 185 to 1351 code for a protein of 388 amino acids.
UUAUAAGGACGAUGCAUCGCUUUAUUGAUUGAGGGAAUAUGUUUACGUUUUCCUGAACAGUUUUCAAAUAAAUUCGGGAUUCUUUUAUUGAGCUUGAAAUAGGGACUUUCAUUUGUAUACUUAUUGUGAAUCUGAAAGAUGGAAAAAGUUGGAAAUUGAUCGUCGAAAAACCAAUGAAUGUAAAAUGGAUCCUAGCAGUACAAUGAACGAAGAGUUGACGGAGCUUCGAAGCCAAAUGAAUCUCAUCAUUGAAUACAAUGAAAAACAAGAAACUGUUUGGCAAGUCAAACUCAGUGAAGCUUCUGCUCAACUGAAUGAAAAGGAUUUGGUUAUUGAAAAAAUUACAAGAAAAAUUGAACUUUUGCAAGAAAAUAAUGUGAAGAAAGAUCAAAGAAUCUAUGAAUUGGAGCAAUGUUUUGAAUCCGAGGAUUACUGUAAAAUUCUUCAAAAAGAUACAAAAGAACUUGAAGAAGAACUGAAAAAAUACAAAGAUUUGGUAGAAAAAAAGAAAAAAGAGAUAUUUGCACUUGGGGAUGCAGUGUCUGAAAAGGAAGCUUCGGAUCGCAAGAUGGAAAAAAUGAAGAAAUCGCUCGACGAAGCAAAAUUUUCGGAGAAUGAACAUUUAAGAAUAAUUAUAUCCGAUUUGCUUGAUCAAAAAGACGAGUGGCAACCAAGGAAUACACAAAUAACACAAGUAACACAACUCAAUCCAAAACUUAUUUUCGGCGAGUCGGAGCAAACACUUAUUGAGAAAGUAAAAAAUAACUCAAAAGCUGUUGCAUCCCUAAAUGCCCAGUUGAAAAAUGAACUCAGUUACACCAAAGCAGUCCAUAAAAGGAUUUUGAAAGAUAAGGAACAAUGCAUUGAAGAACUUGAAAACCGAAUAAUGAAAUUGGAAACAUUGAAAGAAACUGAAACUUUUGAGGAGAAACGAGAAAUCAACAAAUCUGCAACUAAUGAACUAACUGACAUGGAAAUUUCUAAAUUUUCGAAGAUCAUUGCAACGGGAAAAAAUGCAAGAAAAUGGAAUGAAAUGAAAGUUCAAUUUGAAAGAAUCGACAAUAUUGUAAAUGGAUUGGAAGCGCGUUAUCAAUCGAUGUCUGAAAAAGUGAAUGAAGAAAUUAGCGAUGAAACUAUCGCUCGACUUUCAAGCUUAAUUGAAGAAAAGGAAACACAAGCUCAUAAUCUUAGCAUGACAUUACAAGCGUUGAAAGACAUUGGAAUUGAACCAGAAGAAAAUAUUCAAGAUGAAGGGAAGAAUGAUAAUGUGGUAGCAGAGAAAGUGCUUAGCUCAUCGGAUUCCACUGAUUCGCAAGGAUGGGAAAAAGUCAAUGAAGGCUCAGAUUUUUAAUUCUGUUAUUUUCUGCAUAUAUACCAAUUGUCUGACAUGAACUCACAUACUACCUCCACGCAUUAUCUACAUAUUUUCAUGUUUUAAUAAAUAAUAUGAUUCUGAAU